GGGCUACCCUCGAUAUAUCAUUCUGAUCCUCGUCCCCUAUGGAUUCUGAUCCCUAUAGCCUAACCUUGGGCAUCACAUUCGACAGUAUGACACUUCGUGAAUCCGUUUCCGAUCCAUAUCUCGAUGCACUCGUGGAAUGUUAUAAAGACGGCAACUAUUCCAAGCUAAAUGAGGGCCAUGCUAAUCACAUUGGAAGUGUGGGCACAGAGAAUUUUGAUCCCCCAGACGAUGACUGUCUUGAUGAAGACACAAGUCCCAACAAUUCUUCUAUAAUUACCCAAUUCUUAACCAAAUCAUCCACCUACAUGCACGAACAAGAACCUUUUGAUACAUACCGCUGUAAAGUUAAUCAGUUGUGUAUUGAUAUGGGCCUUGGCGUACCAUCAACCAUGGAUCGUAUGAAUGGAGGAAGUUACAAUUGGGUAAUUGGCUUAUCAUUUCAAAGUGACUCUGGAAUUCAGCGACGUGUUCUACGGAUUCCGCAAGAAUGGGAUCCCAACUGAUCGAAGCAAGCUGACAUCCAAGCCAAGGCCGAAAUAACUAUCUGGCUUCAACGAUUCGAAUUUCUUCGCGCAGCGAUUCAUACAACUGCUGCAAAUUCUCUGAAUUCACCAUAUGUAUUACAGGAAAGGCCUCGAGGAAUACCAUUGGAUGAUUUAUUCUUCGAGAUUCCUGAGCAACUUUCCAUGUCUAGUGCCGUUAGUUCUGACUAGAGCUCCUA
Molecule: messenger RNA, 721 nt
Organism: Botrytis cinerea B05.10
Lineage: Eukaryota; Fungi; Ascomycota; Leotiomycetes; Helotiales; Sclerotiniaceae
Exons: 1
Coding region: 39-503 (154 amino acids)
Source: RefSeq, a predicted model, not a curated record